AAAAGAAGAGGUUUGGAAACAAAGCACAAAUUCUUAUCCAGACCACAAAUUUAUGAACAAGAAUCCAAUUCACUCGGUUUCUUUAUGUCCUAUCCCCUAUUUUCAUCUUCUUCUUUUUUCUUUCUUUUUUUAAUAAUCUCCCGUCCUUGUUUGCUACCUCAAUCCAAUAAAAAUUCAGAAAAAGAAAAGAAAAAUCAGUACCGUUGAUUCGGUCGGGUCUAUAAAUCGCAGCAAGGAGCUUAGGGUUAGCGUCAAAGCUCAGCCCUUUACCUCACGCCGUUUAUUCAAAACCAACCCAUGUUUGUUAUUAUGUAAACAGCAUUAGAAAAAGAAAAAAAAAAGUUCAUAUCUUUGUCUCUGACUUUCUGCUGCAGAAGAAGAACAAGAAAAACGGGGUGUUUCUUUUCAAGGUUUAUAGAGCAAGUCCUCUAUAACAAUCUGGCUAAGAAAAGGCCAGGAUAUCAAACGCAUGUUUCAAUUGGGGUUCUCCUAAUUGACAAAGAUUUUCUUCCAGUCUGGCAGCUGCAAAAAGUUUGAGUUCCUCUCGCACCUCUAGGAGGGUGUGGGGCGAUAAUGAGAGAGUGGUCUUGCUUUGUGUUUUAAGGAGAUCAAGAUCAUCACACAUAUGGAGAUUGUGCCGUGUUUCAGUGGGAUUGUCGCUUGAUUAUGGCUAAGGCCAGCCGUGGUAUAACCCUUGGAAGCUUGGUGCUAGUUUUUCGGUGCAUGUAGCGAGAUCAUAUUGUUGAUACCAGCUUCCAGACAAUUAUGAGCACAGUAGUUUGCUGUUGAUAGUUUUCCAGUGUAAUCGAAGGUAGUUGGCGUGUUGAUGUAGUUCUCUUAUUGCCUCUAAUGGUUAGGUUUUCGUGUUUCCAAGCUCACAUCUAUUCCCCAAAGCCUAAGAAAAGUUUUCAACCCUCUGUCGAAGCGAUGCAGAAGUCACUACAAGAUUCUUCUAAAAAUCCAGCUUUGAAUUUGAAGGAUUCGUCUGGAGAAACAAGCUUAAAAACAUCACAGGCAGAAGGAUUGUCUCAAACUAGUAGAAAUUUAAAGCAUGUAUUGUCUCUUCAGCCUGUUCGGAAAUCAGAUGACAAUGAAAGCAACUUCAUUGAUGAAAGUGACAUCAAGGUCAGUCAGACAGGGCGCAUUAUAAAGAGUCGGUCGCUGGGAAGUGCAUUAAACCUGGAGGGGAGGGUAUCUGUUAACAUUCAUGCUGAGGAUGACACAGAUCAAGGAUAUUCUGAUGGUUCUAAUGAGAACAAUAGAUCUGGGGUAUCAAAUGGAAGCAGAGGAGUAAGCCCACCUGAACAGUGUCAGAGCUCUGAAGCUGUCAAUGUUGAAUCAAUUUUUUCAGUUGGAGAACCCUUACAUUCAGAAAAGGAAGGCCAAGAAAAUUCUGAUACUGCAGUGUCUGGUGAGUGCGGUGUUGACUCUGGUGUCCAUAUGCCUCAGGCCCAACAAGGGCUUGUCAAAUCAUGUUCUUUACCAAACAUCAGUGAUUCUACUCCAACUAUCAAGGGCCACUCUCAUAUGAAUCAUUUAGCAAUUCACUCAUCGAGAUCUUCCCAGGACCUGCAUGUCUUAGGUAUGAGGCGAAAAGAGAUUUCAGUUAAUGAGCUUGGGACACAGGUAAUGCAAGAACAAAGAAGGGAUGAUAUCAUAGCUAGACCUGAGAACCAUAGUCGUGAAAACUCCAUUGAUGACGGUUAUGAUUCGUGUAACUACUCUGGUUUAGCAAAGGACUGGAUAAUGCCAGAAUCAGAUGAGGCAAACAGAGGGAAAAACCUCCAAGGAGAAUCCUCAGUUCGCCGUUGGGAUGAAUUGCCUAGCAGGGAUUUCAAGAUUAAGCGUAUUGAGGAGUGGGUGAGUGGUCUUCAGUACAGCAGUAUGUUGGAAGAAACAAAUGAGUCGUCCCAAUCUAAUGACCAGGUGAAGAGAGAUUCCAGUGAUAUAAAUAGUGUGACUGCUGCUAAGACGGAUGUUAAGGUCACUCCUGGCAUGGAAGCUGCUAAAAGAUAUAUAUCUGCUUUGAGUGCAGCUUCGACCACAGCUCAGUUGGCAAAUCAUGGAUUGGCAGUGAUCCCAUUCCUUAGUGCAUUUGUGAAUCUGAGGGUGCUUAAUCUGUCGGGAAAUGCCAUAGUGAGGGUAACCGCUGGUGCGCUUCCUCGAGGACUUCAUAUGUUGAAUCUGUCAAAAAACAAUAUUGCCAAUAUUGAAGGAUUGCGUGAACUCACUAGACUUCGCGUACUGGACCUGAGCUACAACAGGAUUUUGAGAAUUGGGCAUGGCCUGGCUUCUUGUUCCUCUCUAAAGGAGUUGUACUUGGCUGGAAACAAAAUUAGUGAGGUGGAGGGUCUUCAUCGCCUCUUAAAGCUGGCUGUUCUGGAUCUGCGAUUUAACAAAAUCUCAACAGCAAAAUGCCUUGGCCAACUUGCAGCUAACUACAACUCCUUGCAAGCCAUCAGCUUGGAAGGAAAUCCUGCCCAGAAGAAUGUUGGAGAUGAUCACUUGAAGAAAUAUUUGCAAGGACUUCUUCCCCACAUGGCUUACUACAACCGUCAACCAAUUAAGUCUAGCACUCUGAAGGAUUCUGCAGAUAGGUCAGUACGGUUAGGAAGUACCCACCAGUUUGAUCGUGGCCUUAGACCUGAUCACAAGGCGACCAGAAAGAGUACUCAUGGCGUAUCUGCUCACAGGGCAUCAUCUUCAUCAACGCACGGUCAUGCAAAUCAAUCAGUACUGCCACUGAAGAAGUCCAGGGGAAGGCACGGACACCUCCCUCCAAGUGGAACUAAGCCAACAGCAAGCCAUACUCGACAUCACUAUUUUGAUAUUGGCAAUAAGCUUAUGAACCUCAAACAGGACCUCUCAAUGCGCAGGAGUCGGAGUGAGGGAACUAUGGCAGCUAUGUGAGAUUAUUUCGAUGCAUGCUCUUUCUAACAAUCCCUAUUCUAGUUGGAUUUCUAUCUUUGCAUUUUUGUAUUGCUUGUGGUAUUUUAUAUUUCUAUGCUUUCUGAACACCCUAUUGGUUUUGGCACAUUGUUGAAUUUGCUUUUGCAAGCAUUCUGUCUCUUUUGUGGGCAUGUUCCUACUGAAACAGUGAAA
Messenger RNA from Rosa chinensis, 3102 nucleotides. Its product is annotated as probable serine/threonine-protein kinase DDB_G0278509. Gene Ontology annotation, molecular function: protein kinase binding. Gene Ontology annotation, cellular component: cytoplasm. Bases 850 to 2910 code for a protein of 686 amino acids. The transcript is spliced from 5 exons. The record is from RefSeq and is a predicted model, not a curated record. Lineage: Eukaryota; Viridiplantae; Streptophyta; Magnoliopsida; Rosales; Rosaceae.